AAGCACAGACAGGAAGUUGUUGUCAAGUGUCAGUAGCAUCAGCCGGCAUUCCAACACAGGAAAUAUGUCUGCACUUUUAUCCCUUUAAAAUCGUAGACACUUGAAUGUAACUCUGGAGGAAGCCGUCGCCUUGCUGGAACUAUAUCUAGUCGUAAUGAUAAUAUCAUUCUCUUGGGCUAUUUAUUUUAUAUUCGUGUCGAAGCCAUUGUUUGGGAAAAACUAGCUAACCCGCCGUUAGCAAUGGGUCGAUGACACAGACUGCGGCAGCACAGUUGACUGACUGGACACCGUGCAGCUGGUUUUCUUUCAUAUUCUUUGUUUUCUGUUGCUCUGGCGGAGGAGUGAAGAGGCCUGAUGGAUUUCUCAAAAUUCCUGGACGAUGAUUUUGAUGUGAGGGACUGGGUGAACGGCGCCUUCAAGGUGGUGCAGAAGGACGCACCGGGGAAGGCGGACACGCACGCAGCCACGCUGGUCAUGAAACUGCAACUGUUCAUCCAGGAGGUCAACAAUGCCAUCGAGGAGAGCAGCAAUCAGGCCCUCCAGAAUAUGCCCAGAGUGCUGCGAGACGUGGAGGCCGUGAAACAGGAGGCGUCCUUCCUCAAGGAGCAAAUGGUCCUGGUCAAAGAGGACAUUGAGAAGUUUGAGCAGGAGACUGUGCAGUCAAUGCAGGUUCUGGUGGAGAUAGAUCAGGUGAAGAGCCGCAUGCAGCUGGCGGCCGAGGCCCUGCAGGAGGCAGAUAAGUGGAGCACGCUCAGUGCAGACAUUGAGGAGACUUUCAAAACACAGGACCUUGCAGUGAUCUCCUCCAAACUGACCAGCAUGCAAAACAGCCUGGCCAUGCUGGUGGACACACCAGACUACUCCGAAAAGUGUGUCCACCUGGAGGCUCUGAAAAACCGACUGGAGGCUCUGGCCAGUCCACAAAUAGUAGCUACUUUUAAUUCCAUGUCUACAGACCAAGCCAAGCUGUUUGUUAAAGUCUUCACAGAGAUAGACAGAAUGCCACAGCUUCUUGCCUACUACUACAAGUGUCACAAGGGCCAGUUGGUGAGCAUAUGGCAGGAUCUCUCUCAGAGCGAGCUCAGUCUGAAACAGCAGCUGUCCGACUUCUACGACACCUUGCUCUCCACGUGGCACACGCAGCUCCAAUGGAGCAGCCAGGUGUUCAAGAACCCAUACGAGGUGGUGACGGUGCUGCUGAUCCAGACUCUGGGGGCCAUGGUGCCGUCCAUUGCCGUGUGCCUGAGCUCGGCCAUGGAGCGGGCGGCCCAGGAGCAGUGUCUCGACACUCUGCUGGAACUCCAUCAAACUACUUCCAACUUUGGCCACAGCCUGGAGGCAGCCAUGCUGCCACACCUGGGUGAGAACAAACUGCUGAAGGUGAACGAGCUGGUCUGUGCGCUGUAUGAUCCAUAUAAAUCGUAUAAACUACAGUAUGGAGAUCUGGAGGAAGCUCACCUCCUCAUCCAGAUCAGUGCUGUACCUUUGGAACACGGCGAGGUAAUUGAUUGUGUAGAAGAGUUGAGCCACUCUGUCGGCAAGUUGUUUGGCCUGGCCGGCACUGCUGUGGACCGCUGUGUCAAACUGACCGACGGCCUCGCCGUGUGUGGCCUCCUCAAAGCUCUGAAAGCCCUUUUCACCAAGUAUGUGUCUGACUUCUCCACAACACUGCAGUCGAUCAGGAAGAAGUGUAAACUGGAAGAUACGCCAAGUUGUUCUGUUUUCCAGGAGGACUGGACCGCCUUCCAGAACUCAGUCAGGAUCAUCGCCACUUGCGGAGAGUUACUCAGACAGUGUGGAGCGUUUGAGCAGCAGGUGUCAAACAAGAUCUUAGGUACAGCAGGUAAGUACUUGUCUGAGUCAUACAGCCCCCGCAGUCUGGCAGGCAUCCAGGAGGCCAGCUCCAUAGAGAGGAAAAGUGCCACCAAGAACCCCUGGCAGGAGUAUAACUACCUCCAGAGGGCCAGUAUGGCUGAAUAUAACAGCCUGAUGGAAGUCCUUUACUCAUUGAAGGAGAAGGGCACAGGGAACUCCAGCCUGUUUGCUGAGCCCAGAGCAGCUCUGACCAGACUCAACCAGCAGGCCAAUCAGCUGGCAUUCGACUCUGUCUUCCUGCAGAUCAAACACCAGCUCUGCCUCGUCUCCAAGAUGGAGAGUCAAGAGGCAGCUGGUUUUGGAGAGAGCUACACGGAGGACCUGCCUACUUUCAGUCUGUCGCCGCAAGAAUACAUUACAAACAUAGGACAGUAUCUGAUGUCUCUGCCACUCCACUUGGAGCCAUUUGUGACACAGGAGGACCCGGCACUAGAGAUGGCCUUACACGCUGGGAAGCUGCCUUUCCCUCCAGAACAAGGUGAUGACCUUCCCGAGCUGGACAACACGGCAGACUACUGGCUCGGCUCCAUUGCCCGGGCAACCAUGCAGACGUACUGUGAUGCCAUCCUGCUCAUCCCCCAACUGAGCGUGCAUUCCACGAAACAGCUGGCCACAGAUAUCGACUAUCUGAGCAACGUGAUGGACGCUCUGGGCCUGCAGCCCUCACGCAGCCUGCAGCACGUCGUCACCCUGCUGAGGGCAAAACCAGAAAACUACCGACAGGCCACCAAGCUGUUGCCCCGUCGCCUGGCCUCCACCAUCGCCGCCCUCCGGUGCAUCGACUACUAACAGUAAGGGGAGGGAGGAGGACUGGCUGUAGGUGCUGGGGACUCGCUGAUGUUCGACCCAUUCCUGGAUCGUUUAUGGCUGCAGGAUUUAAGCUUCAUAGUCCCAUUAAGAGAUUCUCACUGACGACAAUGCCUUCAAGUCAAGUUGGGGUGAAAGCAUCUCGACUCUACAUCUUAAGCCUCUGCAUUUAUAAGUUGCUGAAGCAUCUGAGGAAGUAAGAGAAUGUUCAUCAGGGAAUGUGUGAGAGCGUUUGAAAUCUAUAUGAUCGAUUUAUUUGUUGUUAACUACUUGUCAUACUAAUAUAAUUAAUCUAUCAUAAUAAAUUAUAUUGAGGUUAAUGCUUCUGAUAUGAGAUGUAUGUGCUUUCUGUUAACUGAGCUUCACAUUCAGCAGUUGACUUAAAAGGUAAAGGUGGAGGUGAUCUCUCUCUCUCUCUCUCUCUCUCUCUCGCUCGUUCUCUCGUUGUAGGGCCAGAUAAAUGAUAUGGAUGAUGUUGUUGGGGGAUGUAACCAAUCUAGUUUAAUAAAUGUAUGACCUUUUUCAUA
Messenger RNA from Scophthalmus maximus (turbot), 3209 nucleotides. RefSeq names its product component of oligomeric golgi complex 7 (gene cog7). The record is from RefSeq and is a predicted model, not a curated record. Gene Ontology annotation, biological process: intracellular protein transport; Golgi organization; retrograde vesicle-mediated transport, Golgi to endoplasmic reticulum. Lineage: Eukaryota; Metazoa; Chordata; Actinopteri; Pleuronectiformes; Scophthalmidae. The transcript has 17 exons. The coding region runs from base 355 to 2664 and encodes 769 amino acids. Gene Ontology annotation, cellular component: COG complex.